Anopheles coustani is the source of this 1188-nucleotide messenger RNA. RefSeq lists its product as uncharacterized. The record is from RefSeq and is a predicted model, not a curated record. Lineage: Eukaryota; Metazoa; Arthropoda; Insecta; Diptera; Culicidae. Gene Ontology annotation, molecular function: calmodulin binding. The transcript is spliced from 2 exons. Bases 1 to 1188 code for a protein of 395 amino acids.
AUGAACUAUCUGCUACACCGCCACCGUAGCCCCGCUGCAGUCGUACCGAUCCCGGAAGGUCUCGAGGAGCUUAUGGCGGAGAUAAGUCGUGAGGUGCUGCGCGCCCAACCGCCGGACGUUAUCGGUUUCAUAGCGGACUACCUGGAGGAAAAGCUGGUGCGCCGCGAGAACCGUCGGCUGGCGGAGAAAGUCGUCGACAACGUUCUCGACCUAAGCCUCGACAUCGUGGCCAUGCUGGAAGCGGUCGGGAUCGAUUCGGAACGAGCCGAAGCUGCGAUGAGGCGCAUCCGCGAGGAGUUCCACCGGCACUUCGAAACGAAACCGGACGACGAGCGACUGCGGGAGGUGUUCCGCGAACGGGAUAUCCUGGAGCGACUGAUCAAUGAGUGCCGAUUUAGCGAAACGGAAGCACGCAAAGCAUCGGCGAUCAUCGAGCAAGCAUAUAGGACGUAUUACUACCGAAACGCGUACAAGGGCUCGCAUCCGCCGGCGAAGAAUAUGGAUUGGCAGCAGGCGGCGAAACAUUCGUUGAGCAUCUACGCCCAAUGCCGGCCCACGAAGGAGGAGAUGGAGGUGGCUGCCGGACGCAUACAGGCUGCCUAUCGGGCAUAUUACACUCGAAAGCGGGAAGUGAUGGACCGACAGGCUGCGGUCAUACAGCGUGCGUUCCGAAGCCAUCGGAAUAGGGUGCAUGGACUGGCAGAGGACGAACUGACGGAUGGUUUAUCUCGCGAAAUCCUGUUGCAGGAGGUUACGAUAACCGAACAUCAAUCGGCAACCAGCUACUCUGCGUCUGAAGCAAUUCUUCGUUUAAUCCAAGAUACCAUUGGUGAUCCACCGUCGAAAGAUGUGCAAGAGUUAACGGCGGUUAAGGCCGGGCCUAUGAUGGACGAGGAUGAAGCCGCUACACUCAUCCAGUCAGUAUUUCGUGGACAUCGGAAAAGAGUCCAAGGAGCGUCGUUAUCGAAAUCCAUGGACAACGGCCCAGCGCCCGAAGGGAUCCACGAGGCGGCAACGUUGCUCCAAUCGACAGUUCGGGGCCACUUGGCGCGCAAGAAAUUGCAACAAGAAGCGACAAGAAACAAUCAAAUGGCAACACUGCUGCAGUCCCACGCUCGCGGCUAUCUGGCCCGCAAGCGACACUUACGAACCCAUCCCGGUGACGAUAAUUCACCGAAGAGCUGCUAG